This is a messenger RNA of Hydra vulgaris (swiftwater hydra), 7873 nucleotides long. RefSeq lists its product as uncharacterized. The record is from RefSeq and is a predicted model, not a curated record. Gene Ontology annotation, molecular function: calcium ion binding. NCBI's taxonomy places the organism in Eukaryota, Metazoa, Cnidaria, Hydrozoa, Anthoathecata, Hydridae.
UUUCUAAAGUUGCGACACCGUUGUAGACUGUUUAAUAAUUGCCAAAAAAUUGUUUAUGAUAUUGCUAAUAACGACCAUUUUUUCAAAUGAUAUUUGUGAGUUUUGUAAUUUUGGCUCUCGCCUGUUUUAAUGGCUCAAAUAGCCAGUUAGUUAAAGGUGGUUGGGCAGCAUGGUCAGAGUGGAGUGGUUGGGGAAAAGGAUUGUGUGAAGGCAACCAACGUGUUAAGACAAGGGCUUGUUCUAAUCCAGUCCCUUCUACCAAUUCUGAUGAUCUUUACUGCAUUGGUGACAAUUACAUCAAAGAAGUUGGUGAAAUUGAUGGUGGUUUGUCUGAGUGGUCACAGUGGAGUUCUUGUGAAAAACCAUGCGGUGGAUCAGUGGUUAAUCGAACUCGGCAAUGUGACAGUCCUUCUCCAAGUAAAGGAGGUUUAUUCUGCAUUGGAGAAAUGUUUCAAACAAAACUUGAAUGUGUUGCACCAUGUCUAGAGGGAAGAACAGAUGGUGCAUGGUCACCUUGGAGUGAAUGGACAUCUUGCCCUGAAUCAUGCUCAACAUCAGGUGGUUCUCUAGUUCAUAGAUAUCGAACCUGUAAUAUGCCACCACCCAUGUAUGGUGGUGCUCUAUGUCCUGGAAAUGCUUCUGAAUCUGUAGUAUCAUGUUUUGAUAGCUGCCCAAUUCAUGGCGGAUUUGGAUCAUGGUCCACUUUUUCAGAGUGUUCUCAGACAUGUGGUUCUGGAACAAUGCAUCGGUCAAGAACAUGCAGUAGUCCUGAACCACGUGGUAUAGGUGCAAAAAACUGCACUGGAGUUUAUGAUGAAGUGAAACAUUGCAGACUUGCAGAAUGUGUUGACUCUAUAAAUGGUGCAUGGGCUCAAUGGAGUGCAUGGACAACAUGUUCUGAAAAAGUAUUUUGUCUACAAGGAGUCUCAAAACGUGGAAGAACAUGUUCAAAUCCAGCUCCAAAUAAAGGUGGAGAUGAGUGCCCUGGAAUAAAGGAAGAGUCUCAACAAUGUCCUACUAAUAAAUGCCAAAAUGCCUUAAAGCAAAAAGUUGAUUUGUUCCUUCCUGUUGCUAAUGAUGAGUACUUGUAUAAAGAAUGUGGAGCUACAAAAAAAUAUGCUACUCAAGGGCAAGGUUUUCAAGUUCCUGACAAAGUCCUUGCUCAUACAAAAUUUAAUGAAAAAAUUAAAAAUGGUUAUUAUGCAACUCAAGUCGAAGAAGAAGGGAAAGUAAUAAAAUACUGCUUUGAACCAUGGCCUUUAUUAACUAUCAAGGAAGCCGCUGAUUUAGUACCUUCUUAUAGAAAAACCCCAGAGCUACCUAAUUAUAAGAGACCAGACGAAAAAACUCCUGUGCUUGGUUUAUCUGUGCGUAUUGAAAAAGACACUUACAAGCUACGGGGAUGGGAGUUUGGUAUUGAAAAAACUAGUGAAUAUAUAGCUGGAAACAAAUUAAAACUUCAUGAUGUUAUGUUUACAUAUUAUUCCGAUGGAACUUUCUGGAGCUUUCUUGCUAAAGGAGAUUUUUUGUUAUUUAGUCCAACAGUUUUUAAAUGUGUUAUAUUUAACAAUGUCACAAAUCAAAUUGCUACAUCAAUGCUUGGAAAAACAGAUUCGAUAACUUUACAAAGUUUUCUGAAUGUUCUAAAUAUUCCAGACGAAAUUGCAGGUCAAGGUGCUUCAAUAAUUAAAGCAUUAAAAAAUAUUGGCAUUUGGGAAACCAAAUUUACCCAGCCUCAAAUUGGUUACGAUUUCGUUAAUAAUUUCACUGCACCAUUCCGCAUAACUGUUUCUAAAAUAUUCAAUGGGGUGCCAUUACACUUUGAGAUUGUUUAUAUAAACACUGGAUGGGAUAAAAAAGUUGCAUUUGGGUUUUCUUUUGAUGGCGAGUCAUAUGGUUCAGUUUUAGAAAAAAUGGCUGAUUCUAGUUCAGCUGGAAAAGCUGUUUCAAGUUUCUUGAACAGUAUUGGACUGCAAAUAGAAGUUGGCUUGGGAUAUUGUCCUGUUAAAUAUGGAGAUUUUCGUACUGCAAAAGCAACAGGGUUCAUAAAAUCACCUUUAAAUAAAGUUUAUUCUGGGUUUAUUCCAGGUGGGCUCACAGCUGUUGCUAUGGUUAGUUUACCUAAAGAUUGUUUGGAUAGCUCAUUUUGCAAAAUAUGCAAAAAAAUACUUGGUUCAAAAGUUAAUUUUCGAAUAAUGACAAAUGUGAAAGCAGGGUACUUAAGAGCAGCAGCUGGUUUUUAUGACAUCAGAAUUUAUGAUAAUUAUCAAUUUUCAAAGCUUGAACUUUUUGCAGAAGUUAACACAACAUCAAAGCAACAAACACUUGGUUUCAGAGCAGAGGUUAGAAUACCUAUUAAAAUUGGAGAGGUUGUAGUUGAUGGUAUGAUUAUGGACAGAAGUUUAACAUUAGGUGGCAUAAUAAAACAUGAAAUAGGCAGUGAAGACAUUAGCGGGUCUUUAUACAUGAGUGGCAUGUGGUAUCAUGCAUUUGGAUUGAAUUGGCUAAACAUUGGCAAAAUAAGUCUUGGUAUAACAAUUACACUUGGUUCACCUAUUCCAGUUACUGGAUUUCAAUUUGGGGGGCAGUUAGAAUUUGGAAUUAACUGCCUAUAUUAUGCUGAUUUUUAUGAAACUGGACACUGUAUGCGAGUUCAGAUAUUAUUUGGGUAUGGAAAACCAACAUAUUUUUAUGGAAACAUUUCAUCUCUAACUAUCGGAAAACUUGUUCGCAUGUGUGGAGGAAGAGCAGCUUUACCCGAUAGUGUAAACAAUGCAGGUUUUCCUAAAGGGUUAAUGGUAUCAUACAAUGCUGGUAUAAAUCCAAUUGACCUUGGUUUUGUUAAUGGACCUGUUAUACCAGAUGGUUUUCAAUUACAAGGUGUACUCAAUCUGUUUGGUUAUUCAAUUUCAGCCCAUAUCAAAUACAGUAUUAGAGAAUUUUAUAUUGACGGUGAUCUGGAUCCAAUAAAUUUAGGUGGUUACAUAAUAAUGUCAAGAAAUGAAUCUUAUUUAAAUAUUGGACCAAAACUACACUUUGCUUACAAAAGUUCUCUUGAAGCAAGUAAUUCAAAUGCUACUAAUACACCCCUGUGGAAAAAAGUCUUCAAUAUGCCUUAUUGGAAGAUUUAUUUUGAAGGUUUUGUCAACAUUCUUGGAAUCAAAGCUUCAGUUUUCUUAAAUGUUAGUAAAACUGAGUUAGAGAUGUACAUCUAUGGAAAAGUUUUAAAUCUAAUAUAUGCAGAACUCUAUGUUGCUAGUACAUAUGAAAACCAGAGUAUCAGUAAUAUGGAUUUUUACAUUAGGGCCAUUGUUGAUCUAAAAGGUUUAACUGAUGCGAUUGAGAGAGCAAGAAAAGCUGUUAAUGAUGCAUUUGUUUAUGCUCAAAAGAAACUUUUAUCUGCAGUUGAAGAUGUCAAAGCAGCAAAAAUUAAGUGUAAAGAAAAACUCAAGAUUGACUGUGCUAAUUGCUAUGCAUUAAAGUGCAAAGAAGCUCAGAAUAAUUGCAAAAAUUUUCUUGAUUCAGCUGGAAAAUGGAUUGGAGGUCAAUUCAACAAGUUUGGACAAUGGGUGGCAAGCACAGCUCGUAAAAUAGGAGAUGGUAUGGCAAAUAUUGGAAGAAAAAUUGCUUCAUUUUUUGGUCGCCGUCGACGAAGAAAUUUACUGGCGCAACGUGAUGAGCAAUUUGAUAUUCAUAUUCGAAAUAAGCGUUUUGUAAGCAAGAUAUUAUGUGAAGGUUUGGUUGGAGGAGGAUGCAAAGCUGUAUCAUAUCUAUGUCAUGGCACUUGCAGCGCUGUCAAUUUUAUUGGGCAAGGAUUAUGCAAUGUUUUAGAUGUAGCUGUAGUAGCAUUGAAAGCAACAGAGGUUGCUAUGGGUUGGGUAAAUUCAGCAAUUCAAUUUUUGAUGCAAAUGUUUUUAAUUCAUGGAAUUCGUUUUGAGCUAGGUUUAGGCCAAAAAUUAAAUGGUUUUAUGGUUGGUGCAGCAAUUGAUUUGACCAUAUUUGGACAACGUCAAAAUUUUGAGUUCCAAUUUGAUCUGAAAAAUCCAGUUCAAAGUAUAAUGAAUGCUAAAGAUGGAGGGUUACACAGAUACAAAGAUGGUGUUACACAGCUUCGAACUGCUCCUACAUUCAACCCCUAUGAUCGGCCAAAUCCAUUUUCUGACUUUGAUAUUUCAGGCACAUUUGGCAUUGAAUCAUUGCGUACUCGAAGUGAAAGUCGACUUGGUGCAUGCAUAGCAGCACCAACUACUGAUAUUAACGAAGAAAUGGUUCUUAUAGCUUGUAAUGACACAGAUGAAAGACAAAGGUGGACUCACACUCUACACGGCAUGCUUAUUAAUCUCUACUCUAAGAAGUGUUUAGCUUUACCAGAUAUGGUUGAUGGUAAACUAUUUCAAUCAGAUUGUGAUUCCCAGAAACAUAAACAUCUUAUGAAUAUCGAAUGUGAUCUUAAAACUAAAACAUUGAAGUUAAGAAAAAAGGACUUAUGUGUUACAACAGUUAUUACAAGUGAAAUAGGUCCUGGCUCAAUUCAGCAUCACGGAUCAUUAAAAUGCAUUCAUAUUUCACCAGGAAAUAAAUUAGUCUUACGAAACGGAUGUCAACAAACAACUACUGAGUUUGAGAUAAACCAAAAUGGUCAUUUGUAUUUCCGUUUUAAUGGAUGGUGUGUUCGGGUUUCAAAUGGUAAAGCUAUAAGUGGAGCAAGCUUAGAACUUAUUCAACCAUCGCUUGGUUGUGAUUCUUUUUCAUUUACCAAACAAGGUUCAUUGCAACAUAUGUCUUCAAGGUUAUGUGUCCAAACACUACAAAUGGAGAUGAUACCGCGUGAUUUUACUGAACUAGUACUUGGAAAACAGUGUGAAUAUGUUAGCUCAUUAAAAGAUUCUGCUUCACUUCCUGACUUACAGAUGACAUUCACGUUUGUACCACAAAAUAACAAACUUUUUAUGAUGGAAUGUGGAGAGUUGUGGAACAUGAAGUUUGAGCAGCGCUUUGGCAUCAUGCAUGAUGAAAUCAAUACUGUGUGUUCAAAGCAUUGGCCUGAUCUCGCUUUGAAUAAAAUUGCUGUUCAGUCCAGUACCAAUCGUAAUGGUUUUGCAGAUAGAGCUGUUGAUGGAGACUUCAACUUCCAGUGGGAAAAAGGAUCCUGUACACUUACUAAUGAGGAAGUUGACCCAUGGUGGAGAGUUGACCUCGGAAAUGAGUAUAUUGUAACAGAUGUUACUAUUGUUAAUCGUGGAGAUCGUGGCGAUUACUUGACAAAUUUUCAAGUGCAUGUUGGUUCUAAUCUUGUUGUUCGUCAAAACCCUGUAUGCCAUGAUAUUGUUCGCUAUGCUGGUGAUGCAGAGGCUAUAAGGUUGCAGUGCAAUCCACCUAUUCCAGGAAAAUAUGUUGGAUUACAGAUGUUUGGCACGGGAGUGCUUUCUGUUUGUGAAGUUAUUGUUGCUUCAAGGCUAGGAAGUUUGUCUGAUUAUUGUCAAAUUGAAAAUGGUGGUUGUGACCAGAUUUGUCAUAAUGAAUGCGGAAGCAGAAAAACAACAUGUUCCUGCAGACCUGGUUUUAAGUUAGCUUAUGAUGGAAAAUCCUGCUUCGAUAUUGACGAGUGUUUAAUAAAUAAUGGUGGCUGUCGCACUGACCAACAUGCAUAUUGCAAAAAUACACCAGGAAGUUUUCAUUGCUUAUGUUUUAAAGGCUUCAUUCAUAAAGAUAACAGUCUCACUGAAUGUGCAGAUAUAAAUGAAUGUGGAUCAGGAAAUGGUGGAUGUGAACAGAUGUGCAACAAUACCCUAGGCGGUUAUUUAUGCACUUGUCGAAAAGGCUAUGAACGUAAAAAGAAAGACAUGUAUGGUUGCCAAAAUAUCAAUGAGUGCUUGAUAAAUAAUGGUGGUUGUGAACAUAAUUGCAAUGACUUUGAUGGUGGUCACUAUUGUUACUGUCGACCAGGAUUUAAGCUUAUGGAAGAUGGAGUUUCUUGUGAAGAAGUUACAUGCAGUACUUUAGAAGUACCUCAAUGGGGAGUUGUUUCACCUUCAAUAUGCACAAAAAGAUUUGAAAACCUUAAUGUUGGAAUUGUGUGCUCAUUUCAAUGUGCUAAAGGUUAUGAAAUAAAACAUAAUUUUAAUGCAACAUCAUUGUUAUGUGGAACUGACGGAACUUGGAACAGCUCAAUGCCUUCAUGUUAUCCUGAGAAGUGCCCUUCAUUAGUUCGGCCAGAAAAUGGUGGUCUUAUACCAAGUCGCUGUCAUAGUUCAGGUAAUGGGUAUAAUGAAUUUGGUCAAAGAUGUGUUGCUUAUUGUGAUCAUGGCUAUCAAUUGCAAGGACCUGCCACAAAAUACUGUCUUUCAGGAUCUGUAUGGUCAAGUGAAGAUGUGGUUAAAUGUAUUAAAGUGAUUGAGAUUCCCUACUUAAACUGUCCAAAUGAUUUCAGUCUAACAUUGCCUCCAGACAAAAAUACUGUUUCACUUGGUUCUGAUUGGGUUGAGCCCAAUACAAACAUAAAUUUUACCAAAAUAAGUGUACAACCAGUUGGUAUUGGAAGGUCUUAUCAAUUUAGAGCUGGCCAAACAGUUGUUUCUUAUAAUGCAAUUCAUGACAGUGGGUCAUUGUUUUCAUGUUCCUAUGUAGUGCAUGUUAAAGAUAUUUCACCACCUGUCUUAUUGUCUUGCCCAAGUGACAUUGUUAUAGUGUCAUCAUCUUCUCGGGAAUCAAUAAGUUGGACACCUCCAACUUUCACUGAUAAUGUUGGAGUAACUAAUUUAAUACUACCUAGAUGGAAACCUGGAAAUGUGUGGGAGAGUGGAGAAUACAGAAAGUUACAAUAUGAUGCUUAUGAUGCAGCAGGGAAUAAACAAACAUGUUCUUUUACUAUAACACUUAAAAGUCUUGAUUGUCCUACCUUGUAUGGUGAUAAUAACACUGUUGUCACCACUUUUGUUCCACAAAAAAGAUACUCAAUUGUAUGUCUUCAUCAGAAAACUUUGUUUGGUAACUUUGGUUACGAUGGGUCAGUUAUUUAUUGUAAAGAUGGGGAUUAUUGGAUUGAUUCUGUAAAAAUUGGUUUAUCUAUUCCUGAAUGUGUUUCUUAUACCGAAUCUUCGCUAAACCAAAUCUGUGACACAGGAUCAGAAAAGUUUUUGUAUGAAGAUUUCUUUGGCGAAACUAUUUACUAUUGUGCUGUUUGUCCAAAGGGCUCUGCAUACAACAGUACUAGUAAAAAAUGUGAAUUAUGUCCUGUGGGUUCAUAUCAAGAUCAAUAUGGAAAAGUAGAAUGUGAGAGUUGCCCUCGAGGUUCUACUACUAAACAGAUUGGAGCUCGUUUUGAAAAAGAAUGUCUUUCACAAUGUAAACCAGGUUAUUAUUCUUCAAGUGGUAUUGAUGAAGACAAUGAGUCAUGUGUAGCUUGUUCAGUUGGCAGUUUUUCUGAUAUAUAUGGAGCAACCAGUUGUCAAGUUUGUCCUGAUGGUGGGGUUACUUUAAUGAGUGGUGCAAAUGAUAAAAAUCUGUGUACAAAACCCAUCAAAAUCACUCAAGUUCUCCCAGGUUUAAAGGUUGCUUCAUCAGUAGGUAGUUCAAUUACCUUAAAAUGUUAUUAUGAAGGUUACCCGCUUCCUGCAGUGUUUUGGUCUAAAUCUUCUGGAGUUAUUACGGAAUCCCGAAAAGAGUUUGACAUCUAUAACCUUAACGUUGAGAAAAUUGGUGUCUCCUUAACAUUGUACGAUAUAAAAUAUUCAGAUGCUGGAAAAUACAAAUGUACAGCAAAAAAUGAAAUAGGAAGUUCAGAAGUUAUUGUUGAUGUAUUUAUCACACCGUCAAAGAUAUAAACAUUUUUUUAAGUUUUUUUAGCAAGAAUAUUACAUAAUUACUAAAACAA